UCUGUCUUUGUGCCUUCAACCACAGUAAAGGAGAUGGGCACCAAAGGAAGGCAGAGAUGCCAGACAUUCAUCCUGCUUGUUAGCUAACCCAAUGAUCCCAAGCAAGGAGCCUAUGCGUUUGGUAAAAGCAACUUCCUAGCCAUACGGGAAUAUUGGCGUAUCUUUGAGAACCAUGGGCUCAGUUCCUGGGGAACUAGGGUCCCAGCAACUUGAUUAUUGUCAGAUCUGGCCCAAGCCAGUAGCUUCUGAGUUCUUGUCAUGGGGAAUUUGAAGACUAAAACUGAUGGACCACACAGGGUGAAUUUUAAGAGGGAGGGAGGGAGCCAUUCCUUCUGAGUUAGGAAUGGAGCUCAGCCUUGAGCCAUCUAAGCAGCCACAUGGCAGUGGGGUCGGGGAGAGAGGCUUUCGAGACAGAGUAAGAAGCCCAGAGUGCCGCAAAGCAUGCUUAGGCUCUGACCAGUGCUGAGAAAGUUAGCCAUCCUGAGUCAGGACUCCAAAAUGUCGAGUGACCCAACAGAACCUCAUGGUGGGUGGGGAAGACAAUACUUAGGGGCAGGAAUUCUGGGAAGGAAGAGUUCAUUAUCUCAAUAAAGGGGUAAUUAUUCCUCCUAUCCCUUUAGUGGGUUUAGGAUGGAUGGAUCUACUUUGGUAGGGGUGGUCCUGUCUUCCUGAGAGGUGACCCUGUAGCCAGGUGAUUAGCCUGUCCAACCAGAUUAACUCUUUCAUGUUUUGGGUAGCUUGAAAAUGCUUAAACCCCCCCCAUACACCUCCAGACCAGAGAAAUAGCUUUCCCCAAUGGGCCACCCCAGAGUCCUAACCAAAGCUACUGAAUAUUUAACCCUGUUUCAGUCACGCAGAAACCAGGAGAGGAAUCAGCGGCUUGAAGAAUUCUAGAGGCCAUGGUGAAGCCAUGCCCACCUCCCACAGUAGAGGACACAGGGGCCAAAACACGGAGGAGUCAGGCUGGACAGCUGUGAAUGAAAACGGUCUUGCUAUGGAGCCUUGCCCAGACCGGAACUUGCUGGGUAAACGAGGCUGGCUUUGAACUCACAAAGAUCUGCCUGUCUCUGCUUCCAAAUUAAAGGUGUGCACCCCCACGCUGGCCCUGACAUUGGAUUAGAGGCCUGGGCGCUAGGUCUCGGCUGAAGGGCUGCCUCCUCCUCUGUGGCUAUGGUUGCUGUCUUCCUUUCAGAGGGAACCCUGGUUUGGGGUGGGCAAGCUGUGUUAUGGUGUCGAAAACCAGGAGCUGAAACCGAGAUACUGCGAGGUACACUUCAUUCACAGCCGGAAGAGUUCCCCUCCUCAGGAGUAGAGGGGGGUCUGGCACCACUAAGCAUGAGAAGACAGGCCAUGUUGGCAUAGAAGAUGGAUCCCUAACCCAAUGUGCAUACCCAGGAUGCCUGCAGGUGGCUAGGACUCCACCUCACCAUGGGCUGCCCAGGCUGGUCAGUAGCCCUUUAACCUGGAGAGUGUCCAUCCAUGUGGCUUCAACUCCAGCUCUUCCCUGUGGGAUGGCCAUUGGCAGAGUCCCGGAAGGGACUCAACUCUCGGGUUCCCGUUGCACCUACCUGGCUGUGCCUAGUCCUUUGGCCUCUUUCUGUUCAGUGGUUCUAUUCCUGGUUCCUAAUGUCAGAAUUAUGCAACUGUCCUCUGGAGUGGCCAAGGGCCUGAGGGGUGUGAAUGCAUCCUGGAACAUAGAACAGACUCUGGCUGCACACUGAAAGACACUGGUUCUGGUCCCCAGACAUUCACAAGUUUACUACGCAAGACAAAAAGGACCUUGCCCAGGCUCCAGCCCACAACUCCUGUUUUACAGGCCAGUCAAUCCUCGUGGGCAUCUCCUGCCGUGAUCUGGGGAGACCAUGUUCAAGUCCCCUGACUGUCUGCUGAGGAUGCUCAGGGGCACCUCCAGACAACGGGUCUUCACCCUCUUCAUUAUCUGUUUCAAGAUCACACUCAUUGUCUCCAUCAUGAUCUAUUGGCACACAGUGGGUGCACCCAAGGACCAAGGACAACAGAAUAGCCUGCCAGUGCACAUCUCCUGCCCCCAGCUGGCCUUUCCUAGCAUCCUUGCCCCAGGUAGCAUCUUCUUCCUAGAGACCUCGGACAGGACCAACCCCAGCUUCCUGUUUAUGUGUUCUGUGGAGUCAGCUGCCAGGGCACACCCAGAGUCCCAGGUGGUGGUGCUCAUGAAAGGGCUGCAUGGAACCAAGGAACUGCCUCAGAAUUUUGGCAUCUCUCUUAUGAGAUGCUUCCCCAAUGUCCAGAUAAAACCUCUGGACCUGCAGGAGCUGUUUGAGGGCACACCAUUGGCAGCCUGGUACUUGGAGAUGAAGCAUCGAUGGGAACCCUACUGGCUGCCCAUACUGUCUGAUGCCUCUAGGAUUGCACUCCUCUGGAAGUCUGGUGGCACAUACCUGGACACAGACUUCAUCGUCCUCAAGAACCUGAGGAACCUGACCAACACGCUGGGCCUCCAAUCCCGAUACGUCCUCAACGGAGCCUUCCUAGCCUUCGAACGCCACCAUGGCUUCUUGGCACUGUGCAUGCGUGACUUUGUGGACCACUACAAUGGUUUUAUUUGGGGCCACCAGGGCCCCCAACUGCUCACCCGGGUCUUCAAGAAGUGGUGUUCCACCCGCAGCCUGGAGGAGAGCCACACUUGCCGUGGGGUCACCGCCCUGCCCCCUGAGGCCUUCUACCCCAUCCCCUGGCAGGACUGGAAGAAAUACUUUGAAGACAUCAGCCCUGUGGAGCUGGCCCGGCUGCUCAAUGCCACCUACGCUGUUCACGUGUGGAACAAGAAAAGUCAGGGUACACACCUAGAUUCCACGUCCAAGGCUCUGCUGGCCCAGAUACAUGCCCGCUACUGCCCCACGACACAUGAAGCCAUGAAGAUGUACUUGUGAGGGUUCUCCAGGCUGCCUUCAUGUUAUAUCAGCACUGUGACGGCCUUUCCCAGGGAGGCAAGAUGAGGGAGCAGGCGGGAAAGAUGGCUCCGAGCUGCUGCUGCCAACUUCAGAGGAGAUCAAAGCUGGCAUGGGGAGCAUGUGCCACCUCUACGCACCUGCCCCUGCAGGCCAGGGUGAGACUGGUGGAUACAGUUUGCCCAGUGUUCUGGCCUGGCAAGUGAUGCUAGACUUAGUAGCAUCUGGGACCUUAAUGGGCUAGAUCAGCAAGCCUGGAACACGGGAGAGCAUCCUAAAGUAGCUGGAAGUCAACUGGGGCCAGGAGCAGAGCUCAGAGAAGCCUGGGUAGAAAUGCCAAGAAGGGUGGGGCUCUCCCAGCUUCCUGAGCCCAAGGGGCAGGGCAGAGCUGGCUGGGAACUCCAUCUUUCCUCCCGUAGGGCACUGCUCUGAAGAUCUGCCACAGUCCAUUCCAGUGUGCAGGGGAUUUGGAAAUUCUUUGGGCUAGGGAAAAGUGUUCUUUGGUUUGGUUUGGGUUCUGUUUGGUUUUGGUUAUUGGUUUUUCAAGGCAGGGUUUCUCUGUGUAGCUCUG
Peromyscus leucopus (white-footed mouse) is the source of this 3498-nucleotide messenger RNA. It is a transcript of the gene A4galt, whose product is annotated as alpha 1,4-galactosyltransferase (P blood group). Gene Ontology annotation, molecular function: acetylglucosaminyltransferase activity. The record is from RefSeq and is a predicted model, not a curated record. The coding region runs from base 1863 to 2909 and encodes 348 amino acids. Gene Ontology annotation, biological process: protein O-linked glycosylation. The transcript has 5 exons. NCBI's taxonomy places the organism in Eukaryota, Metazoa, Chordata, Mammalia, Rodentia, Cricetidae.